AUGCCUGCUAUCACCCUAAACUCAAGUGCGACCGACGAGCAAAUCAAACAGGUGAAGGACAGCAUCACCUCAAGCGGCGGCAGCAUCAAGUCAGACUUUGAACUGGUCAAGGGCUUCACUGCUGAGGUUCCAGAGGGGAUGGUGGGCGUCUUGUCGAACCAUGAUUUUAUCGAAAAUGUAGAGGAGGACGCGAACGUGAGCACCCAGCGAUAG
Aspergillus viridinutans is the source of this 213-nucleotide messenger RNA. RefSeq lists its product as uncharacterized. NCBI's taxonomy places the organism in Eukaryota, Fungi, Ascomycota, Eurotiomycetes, Eurotiales, Aspergillaceae. The transcript is spliced from 4 exons. The record is from RefSeq and is a predicted model, not a curated record. The coding region runs from base 1 to 213 and encodes 70 amino acids.